Hydatigera taeniaeformis is the source of this 423-nucleotide messenger RNA. Lineage: Eukaryota; Metazoa; Platyhelminthes; Cestoda; Cyclophyllidea; Taeniidae. The record is from the annotation of a GenBank genome assembly.
AUGCGGAAGACGGACAACGCGAUAUCGAUCAUGAACAUCAUCGUUAACGACAUCGAGCGGAUCGCAGCCGAGUCGGGUCGGUUGGCGCAUUAUAACAAGAGAUCGAAAGUCAAGAGUUUAGGAAUACUGACUGCUGUGCGUCUGCUGCUACUGCUGCCUGGUGAGUUGGUGAAGCACGCGGUGUCAGAUGGUUACCAAGGUUGUGACCAAGUACGCCAACUCCAACUCGCCGUAACAUCGCACACAACUACGGUCAGUGCCAGUGUGGUGUUGGAGGUCGCGGUGAUGCGUCGAGAAUCAGAAGUGGAUGUGGGUGAGGUUUUGCGGCAGUGUGUUGAGGAGGUUGCUGCAUUAGCACCAGUUGGAAUGGAUAUGAGGCUUGAGGGAGGUUCAGUUUGUGUACCGAGUCAGGAUGGGUGUUAA